AUGGCAUCUGUAUGUACCAACCAACACCAACAACUCCAGCUCAGCACGAGAGUCAGAAGACCUAAAUUUCAAUCCAUAAUUAUCCUAUCACUUGAUAACUUUGUGACCUUGGAAUUUUUCCGAGAGCUCCUAGAGAAUGCAGAAAAGUCACUAAAUGAUAUGUUUGUCCGGACAUAUGGAAUGCUAUACAUGCAGAAUUCUGAAGUAUUCCAGGAUCUCUUCGCAGAGUUAAAACGAUACUAUACUGGAGGUAAUGUGAACCUGGAGGAGAUGCUGAAUGACUUUUGGGCUCGGCUCCUAGAGAGAAUGUUCCAACUCAUAAACCCUCAGUAUCACUUCAGUGAGGACUACCUGGAGUGUGUUAGCAAAUACACAGACCAGCUGAAACCCUUUGGAGAUGUACCAAGGAAACUGAAGAUUCAAGUGACAAGGGCCUUCAUUGCUGCUCGGACUUUUGUUCAGGGACUGACCGUAGGCAGAGAAGUUGCCAACAGAGUUUCCAAGGUCAGUCCAACCCCAGGGUGCAUCCGAGCACUAAUGAAGAUGCUGUACUGCCCAUAUUGUCGAGGACUUCCCACUGUGAAACCUUGUAACAACUACUGCCUCAAUGUAAUGAAGGGAUGCUUGGCAAAUCAGGCUGAUCUAGAUACAGAAUGGAACCUCUUUAUAGAUGCCAUGCUCUUGGUGGCAGAGAGACUAGAGGGGCCAUUCAACAUUGAAUCGGUAAUGGAUCCUAUCGACGUCAAGAUUUCUGAAGCCAUCAUGAACAUGCAAGAAAACAGCAUGCAAGUAUCAGCAAAGGUCUUUCAGGGAUGUGGCCAGCCCAAGCCUGCUCCUGCUCUGAGAUCAUCUCGUUCCGCUCCUGAAAAUUUUAAUACCCGCUUUAGACCGUACAAUCCUGAAGAGAGACCAACAACCGCUGCUGGCACAAGUUUGGAUAGGCUGAGGACUAUCUGGAAGACAAUGCAACAUAGUGUUACAGACAUAAAGGAGAAGCUGAAGUUGUCCAAAAAGUUCUGGUCUGCUUUACCGUACACCAUCUGCAAGGAUGAGCGAGUGACAGCUGGCACGUCAAAUGAAGAGGAGUGUUGGAAUGGGCACAGCAAAUCCAGAUACUUGCCUGAGAUCAUGAAUGAUGGGCUGACCAAUCAGAUCAAUAAUCCAGAAGUUGACGUAGACAUCACUAGACCAGACACUUUCAUAAGACAACAGAUCAUGGCCCUGCGAGUGAUGACCAACAAGUUAAAAAAUGCAUACAAUGGAAAUGAUGUCAAUUUCCAAGAUACAAGUGAUGAAACCAGUGGCUCAGGCAGUGGCAGCGGCUGUAUGGAUGACAUCUGCCCGACUGAGUUUGAUUUCGUCACUACUGAAGCACCCCCUGUCGAUUCAGAUAGGAGAGAAGUGAACUCUUCAGCCAACAAGCUCAGCUACCCACUCCUCACGUGGCCUAUCCUCUUCAUUGUCUUCUCACUGCAAAGACAGUGGAGAUAAUCCUGGAUUUCGGUCAGAUAAACUGAGUUUUAGCUAUAUGAACAGCCAACUUCUUCUUUUUCUUACACUAUUGGACAAUGGACCAUGACACAAUACUUAACAGUUUUCUAUGAGAAGAGAGCAGUAACACAAUCUGCUUCCCUUUUUGUUUUCCCAAAGAGCACCGGGUGCCAGACUGAACCGCUUCCUAUUUCCUUCAGCUAUCUGUGGAGACCAUGUCUAUUCUUGAGUGAAUUCUUACUCAAAUCUUUCUUACCAAGGGACUUUCUUACCUUCAUUUGCUUCUAUGCUGCAGAAGUAAAGGGAUCUCACAUUGUGGGGUUUUUAUUUCCUUUCAAAAAAUAAAGGGCACGGAGGGAGUGGUAGGGGAGAGCAAGAUAGAAAGAAAAUAAUUUUUCUUCAGAAAUCAGGCCAAACCCCAAGGCUGCUGCAUUUUCAACAGACAGGCAAAGGAAGGUAGAAAAUUUUUUUAAAAAGACCCUCUAAAUGAUAUCAUUUCUUUAUUGACAGCCAGCCCUCUAACAAGGGCCUCUUUAUGGCAAUUCAGGUCUAUAAAAUGGUCAUUGGAAGAAAGUUUGGAAUUUUUUCUAAGGAAAAAAAGUAGUGAAAAUACAGUAUGUCUCAGUGGUGAAUGUCUUGCACUCCUGGCCACCAACACUAAUUGAUUGGAAGGCAUUGAAACUGAUAAUUAGAAAAUAAUCUUUAGCAGUAUACCAACACUACAAAGAGUUCAGUAUUUCCUAUUACUUGCCAAUGAAGAUUCACAUCUACCUGCCCAGUAUACAUUUCCAUAGUGGCACCAUUUUUCCUAAGCUGUUUAGUUUUUCGCUUUGUUAUCCACUCGGCACAGGAGUUCUCUCUCCUUUGCAGUACCCUUGACACAUCUUCCCUCUAAGAUUUGGACUGAAAAAUGAUCUCCGGUAAUAGAAUUUCCUCGCUUUUGCCACCAAUCCCACAUUCAUUCAGUUUUUCUGCUCCUGUGCUUACUACCCUCCCAAAGUGACAGUUCUUUCAAUGGACUGAUAAGCAAUUUGGAUCCAUAUGCAAGUUUUCAUAUAUAAGGACUUCCUUUGUGUCAGUUGGUUUCUGUAUCACAAGGGCAUUCGAUUACAAAACAAACAGAUAAGAUAAAAAAACAGUAAUAGUAUUGACAUGGAGAUUUCUUUCA
Trichosurus vulpecula (common brushtail) is the source of this 2659-nucleotide messenger RNA. RefSeq names its product glypican-6-like. NCBI's taxonomy places the organism in Eukaryota, Metazoa, Chordata, Mammalia, Diprotodontia, Phalangeridae. The coding region runs from base 1 to 1491 and encodes 496 amino acids. Gene Ontology annotation, cellular component: synapse; extracellular region; plasma membrane. The transcript has 10 exons. Gene Ontology annotation, biological process: cell migration; regulation of protein localization to membrane; regulation of signal transduction. The record is from RefSeq and is a predicted model, not a curated record.